This is a messenger RNA of Lagopus leucura (white-tailed ptarmigan), 3699 nucleotides long. RefSeq names its product mex-3 RNA binding family member D (gene MEX3D). NCBI's taxonomy places the organism in Eukaryota, Metazoa, Chordata, Aves, Galliformes, Phasianidae. Gene Ontology annotation, molecular function: RNA binding. The record is from RefSeq and is a predicted model, not a curated record. The transcript has a single exon. The coding region runs from base 2007 to 3299 and encodes 430 amino acids.
AUCUGUGGCAACACUUUUAAAGCCACCUUAUUUAUAGCCUCGUAGAGAAGUCUGGCACCUUGUUUUCCUCAUCCCUCAUCAUUACUGCUGCACCUUGGGUCGCCCCAGCAAACAAAAAGCGCAGCGGGAUGCAGGCGAUGCUGGGGGACCCACUCCAUCCCGGGUCCCCAUCGCUGGGGUUGUGCCGUGUGGACUCAAGAAGGAUGUGGCCAUCUGGGCUGGAGGCGUGUUGGGACUGAUUGAAAAUAGCUCCUGCUGGUACAGAGCAUUCCCCCCGCUGCAGGCUGUCGGUGAAGCCAUGUGUUGUGCCGUUCGGGUGCACCCCAGGUGGGAUGUGGAAGCUUUGGGCACUUCCCAGAGCUGCCUGCGGAUGGGACACGGUGGUGUCAGGCUCAGUGAUGCUGAUGGACCCCUUCCAGUGUGGGGUAUUGAUUGAUUCUGUGGGGUUGUGUGGGUUUAGCAUGGGGCCAGCAGUGGUGUAUUUAACUGUGUCACCAAAUUGCAGUCCAGCGGGGUGGCCGGGAUGUUUAGGGAUCAGCCAUCCCACAGCCAGCAGGCAUCAGCCCCAUUUCUCUGCUUUGGGUGGAGUUUGGGGCUGGAGACGGAUGCGUCUGCUGUGUCCCCAAAGGUGAUGGCACCAAAGCUCUCAGCCCCCAACAUGCUGUGAACCCAUCAAGGUUCCCCAUCCCUGCAGCGCAUCCUCAGAGCCUCGAUCCCCAAAUCACACCUGGUGCUUUUAGCAGCUGAGCAUUCGGGGCUUUUCCUCCCCUUUUGCUUCCUGGCCUCUCCCCCAGUCAUUGAGAUGCAUGUGGCCCUGUGAGUGCAAACCCCACAUGCGGUGUUGCUGUUGCCUUCGCCCGAUUUGCAGUGCAUGGAGCAGGGCAGCCCUACAGCAGACGCUGGGAGGGCAGCGUGGGGCUGCAGCAGUGCUGACACUUAAAAAUAAUAAAUGGGUCUUUAGUGGCUGCUGGUUCUGCCCAGCCCCAGCCACUGGGCCGCUGCUUUCCCCGCCCCUGCGCUGCCCCCAGCCAUAAAUACACCUUCCAGUUGCUGUCCUAAAUUAGGAAAAGCGCCGACAAACCCUUCUCCACCCACAUUCUUCCUUGGCGAGCUCUGCAGCCGCACACGGCUUCACCAGGAGCAGUGCUGGGAGCCGGGAGGCUCUGGGGUUGCAGGAAGGGCUGAACCCGGGUGGGAAUGGAUCCGUAGGGCUGCAUCCCCAGCUGCUCUCUCUGUCCUGGAGCUGCACGCGGGGUUUUGGAGCUGUGUGUGGCUCUGCUGCCUCUGUCCCCCCCCGUUAGGUUCCCUGGGGAUGUCCCUGCAUGGGACGGGGCUGCUGGGGGUCCUGCUGUAGCCCCCCCAGGGCUCCUUUUUCUCUGCUGCUGGGAAUGAAGAGGAGGAGGAGCUCUCCUUACGCUCGCGGCUGCUGUUCUGUGUGCACCGCAGAGCUCUCCCAGUGCCGUGCAGCUGUUUGGUGCUAUGAAUGGGGAUCUGCAGCAGCAGCACAGGGAUGGGCUUCACGCUCUUGCCCCUGCUCCCUCUGUCCUGUGGGAUCCCAACUAUGCUUUGGGUGUGCUGUGCAAUGGAGUGUGCACCGGAGAGUGUGAUCGCUGGGGCUGGGCAAGGCAGCAAACCCCAUCUCAGCUGGCACCCACCUGCUUUGGUGUUCCCCCCCCUAAGAGGAGUUUGGAAUGGGUGAGGAUGGGCUGCCGGUGCCACCCUGUUCACCCAUCCCUCUGUGCCCAUUCCUGCUGUGCUUGGGCUGUUUCCUGGCUUAGCAGCUGGUGUUGUGAGUUGUGAAGCAAGAGCCUUCUCCAAGGGUGUCUGGGCUGCAGCUGCAGAACCGGGGCACCUGUUGGGUCCUAUUGGGUCCUGUUGGGUCCUAUUGGGUCCUGUUGGGACCUGCUGGAUACCUGUGGUACCUGCUGAGUCCUGCUAGUUGUGGGUCCUGCCGGCUCUGCAUCUCUCCCUCCUGGGCGCUGUGUUCCCACCAGGUCUUGGCUUUGAUGCAUCAUCUUUUCCCCCUUUUCCUUCGCUCCCCAGGUUGCAAAAUCAAAGCCCUGCGCGCCAAGACAAACACAUACAUCAAGACGCCGGUGAGGGGCGAGGAACCCAUCUUCAUCGUCACCGGGAGGAAGGAGGAUGUGGAAAUGGCCAAGAGGGAGAUCCUCUCAGCUGCUGAGCACUUCUCCAUGAUCCGAGCGACACGCAACAAAGUGAAUGGGCUGACGGGUGCCCUGCAGGGUCCCCCCAACCUGCCGGGCCAGACCACCAUCCAGGUGAGAGUCCCAUACCGCGUGGUGGGGCUGGUGGUGGGCCCCAAGGGAGCCACCAUCAAGCGCAUCCAGCAGCAGACACACACCUACAUCGUGACACCCAGCCGUGACAAGGAGCCCGUCUUUGAGGUGACGGGAAUGCCUGAGAACGUGGACCGGGCCCGCGAGGAGAUCGAGGCCCACAUCACCAUGCGGACGGGUUCCUUCGUCGACGUCAACGCCGAAAACGACUUCCACACCAACGGCACCGACGUCUGCUUGGACCUGCAGGGUGGUUCUGCUGGUCUGUGGGCCAAAGCUCCGCACCCGGCCCGCCGGCCCGCGGCCGCGCUGCGCAACGACAGCCUCAGCUCCCUGGGCAGUGCCUCCACCGAGUCCUUCUACAGCGGGCGGGUGGCAGAUAACAGCCCCACCAGCCCCUACAGCACUGGCGGUGGAUUCACCUUCAGCGAUGCGCCGGCCCCGCUGGGCUCGGAGGAAUGUGACUUCGGCUUCGACUUCUUGGCCUUGGACCUGACGACGCCGAGUGCCGCCGCCGCCAUCUGGUCGCCUUUCGAGCGUGCUGCCAACCCCCUGCAAGCCUUCGGCGGCUCGCAGAGACGCAACAGCGGCACGGCCACACCGCGCCAUUCACCCACUUUGCCCGAGAGCACCGGAGGGGCCUUGGAGCACCCCUUGGCGCGCCGCAUCCAGAGCAACCCCGUCAGCACCUUGUCCUGGCUGCCCACCCAGGGCUCGCUCUCCUCCUUCUCCACCAGCACGGGUUACUCCUCCUCCUCAUCGCUGCCCGGCAGCGUCUCGGCCGCCUCGGGUUCACCCACCGACUCCAGCAGCUCCGACGGGCAUCGCAAGAGCUCUCGUGAGUGCAUGGUGUGCUUUGAGAGCGAGGUGAUCGCCGCCCUGGUGCCCUGCGGCCACAACCUCUUCUGCAUGGAGUGUGCCAUGCGCAUCUGUGGCAAGGCCGAGCCCGAGUGCCCUGCGUGCCACACACCGGCCACCCAAGCCAUCCACAUCUUCUCCUAGCCGGGGCCAGCUUGACGCGGCGAGCAGCCCCACUCCCCUCCCCUCCAACACAACUUUUUAAGGACUUGAAGCGGUUGGGGUCAACGCAGCCGUUGAGGUCAACGCAACCAUUGGCAUCAAGGCAACCGUUGGGGUCAACGCAGCCAUCGGCGUCAACGCAACCGUUGGCAUCAAGGCAACCGUUGGGGUCAACGUAGCCGUUGAGGUCAACGCAGCCAUCGGGGUCAAUGCAGCCAUUGGCAUCAAGGCGACCGUUGGGGUCAACGCAACCGUUGGCAUCAACGCGACCGUCGGCGUCAACCCUUUUUAUUUAAAGGAUCGGACUGGGGGUGCAGGGGUGGGGAUGGAGAUGCUAUUUUUCUCCCGCUGGAUGGAAGCCGGAGGGCAGGAUCGCGGGGAG